AUGGAUAAAUCAUGGACCGUUAUUAAACCAAAAGAUUCCAUUGACUUACAAAGUGUAAAGACUCUCAGGAUUCCUGUUGAUGGUUCUCCUCUCUUUACUAAGCUUGAUCCACCUGAGGUCCUAGAAAACUAUCUAAAUUGUAUGAAAGCUAAAGGGAUUGACACAUCUGCAUUUGGGUAUGAUUCUCUUAUGGAUAAACCCCAUUCCCCCCUCAAAAGGAAAUAUGAUUCUACUCUGAAGAAAAAGAAGAAAACUCAAGAGCAGAAAUUAAUAAUUCUAGAACCAGGUGUUUAUGAAAAUCUUGCUCAGAAAGUACCUCCCAGUGGUUCACUGUGCACCCUCGCCUCCAUCACCAUUAGAUCACCAUCAGAUCAUGCUUAUCACCAUCCCAACACUCCAGAAAUGCGUAUCACAGUGGACUAUCAGGGGUUGCAAUCAUCAGAUUACCAGAUCUCGCAUGUAUCCUCUCCACCAGCCUUAUAA
Vicia faba (fava bean) is the source of this 483-nucleotide messenger RNA. NCBI's taxonomy places the organism in Eukaryota, Viridiplantae, Streptophyta, Magnoliopsida, Fabales, Fabaceae. The record is from the annotation of a GenBank genome assembly.